Molecule: messenger RNA, 3944 nt
Organism: Cyprinodon variegatus (sheepshead minnow)
Lineage: Eukaryota; Metazoa; Chordata; Actinopteri; Cyprinodontiformes; Cyprinodontidae
Gene: pex1
Product: peroxisomal biogenesis factor 1
Exons: 24
Coding region: 95-3802 (1235 amino acids)
Biological process (GO): protein import into peroxisome matrix
Cellular component (GO): peroxisome; peroxisomal membrane; cytosol
Molecular function (GO): ATP binding; ATP hydrolysis activity
Source: RefSeq, a predicted model, not a curated record
GUUUGGUCUGACUAGAAUCGAUUGAGAGCUCGUUGCAAAGUAGCUGGAGCAGCUUCUCUGUCGUUUACAGAGCUACUUUGGCAAUGUAAAUAAAAUGUUUAGUAGUCAGGGCAUUCAGGCUGUAAGAGUUGUUUUUAACAACGCUAAAAACUGCUUUCUUCACCUGCCAUUGACGUUGAUAUCGCACCUUUCCUUACAGGAGAAUCAGGCCUUGGAGCUUUCCUGGGGCAAUGGGCCUGCAGUUUUCCUCAGCUGGACCCGAAACAGGGUGUCCUCCGACCCACAGGACCACAACGUCGAGCUGUGCUGGCAACUGGGAGAGAAACUGGGUCUGAAAGACGGAGAACAAGCUUUUCUUAAAGCGUGUCAUCAAGUUUCAUCUUUAAGUCAGGUGUUUGUGGAGCCUUUGUCGGCUGAUGACUGGGAGAUCUUGGAGCUACACAGUUCUACAUUGGAGCAGCAGCUUCUGGAUCAGAUCCGAGUGGUUUUCCAGCAUGCCGUGUUUCCUGUUUGGGUGAAUAGGCAAACAGUAAUCUACAUUAGAAUAGCUUCCGUUUCUCCAUUUGCACCAUUUGGACGUUUGGAGCAGUUCACAGAACUCAUGGUAUCUCCGAAGAUCCGAUCUGAUAUCGGCAACCUUGAUGACGCCAGCACAAGAUCUAGCCUUGAUCGGCCAGAUGCCAGCCAGUCUUCCGCCUCCAAACCAAUAUCAGAUAAUAUCCCCUGUUCUGACAUCAGUCAACAUCGGGGAGGCAUUACUGACCUGAAGAGCUUGCUCCGUCAUGUUAUAAGGGGCUCUUACUAUCAAGUUAAAGAACAUCCUCCUGUACCCAACAUCCCUGUCAUUUUUCCCGACUCCAUCUACAGAGUGUGCGGUUUUCCUCCGGAUCCUCUUUGUACUAUAAAUCACAUUGCUAAUGGAGUUAUUCACAUUUUUCCCUGGAGCCUUAGUCUGAACACAACAAUUAGAGGAGGGCAAUCUGUUGUGACGUAUGGUCGUCUUUUUAAAGUAUUAUCCCCGAAGGAGGCGAAAGAGAAAUCAAAGCAGGGAACAGAGAAAAGGAAGAAUGGAGGAGGGGAAAAUGAUAGAGGUAUGAAUCAAAGAGAGGAGGCAAAAGGGGAAGAGGCCACUGUGGUCAGGGUGGUAUGCCAUGAAGCUGAGAUGUUGGAGAGAGGUCACAGCAAGGGGAAGAUCCAUAGUGGAAGAGUGUGGAUACCACAGCCUCUGGCCUGCAAGUUGAACAUCCAGCCUCAUUCAUCAGUCAGAAUUAAACCCGUGAAAUCAGUCGUCAAAGUAGCCUCCGACAUCCGUCUACAGCCUCUAACAUCUCUGCUUGAGGAAAACGAUGAUGAGAUCCAGACAACUUUUCUCGGCUGGCUGCACACAAAGAGUCAUGAACCUUUGGCGUGUCUGACUCCGCGCUCUGGCACUGUCCUCCUACACGGAAAUGAUGCAAAGAUGGACUUAUGUUUGACGGUGCUGAAACCAGAACCAGAGAACGAUCCUCCAGAUCAGAUGUUUCUUUUAGCACCCACUGUUCUCCAGAAGGAAAACAUACAGGUGAGCAGACAGACGAUGGGACAGCCUGCUCCAAAUACUAGUACUGAAGCAAAAGAGAUGGAGCUCCUCUCACCUAAACUACUUGGUGGGAUUGGAGACCUUAUAAAGACUGGAUUCCAGUUUAUUUCCCACAACCUGCUGGGUAGUCCCCUCUCAAGGGAACUUUGUUCCUUUGGGCGGGGACUCAAAGGAGGAGCACUGCUCAUCACUGGUGCCAAGGGGAGUGGGAAGAGCUCUCUGUCCCGGGCCCUUUGCAGAAAAGCCAGAGAGGAUUUGGACGCACAUGUGGAGGUGUUGGACUGCAAAAAGCUUCAAGGCAAAAGGGCCGACACUGUGAGGCAGGUCCUGCAGGAUGUUUUUGAACAGGCAGAGUGGGGACAACCCUCUGUGGUCCUGCUGGAUGACCUGGAUCAUUUGACUCAUGCACCAUCAUCAGCUGAACAUGAGCAUGGGCCUGAGGCUCUCCUGCAGCAACACAUUGCACAAAGUUUGUAUGAUAUAGUGGAUGAGGCAGUGCUCCACUCCAGCCUGGUAUGUCUGAUCAUCACCAGCCAGAGCGAACACUCUCUCCACCCUUCUCUCACAGAAGUCCAGGGAUCCCAUCUCAUCCAGGGAUUUUUAAACAUCCAGCCACCAGACCAGGCCCAGAGAGCAGAGAUCCUGCAUCAUUUGAUCCAGAGGAAGCCCUUCCUGUCUGAGGAGAGCUUGAAAGACCUGGAUCUAGAGGCUGUUGCCAAGAGGACAGAGGGAUACACGGCCCAGGAUCUCACUGUGCUGUUGGAGCGUGCAAUCCAUGCUAACACAAUGCAAAAAGGACCCAGUGAUCAAGCUGUCUGUCUGUCAUGGAGGGAUUUCCUGCAUGCUCUCAGUGGGUUCACUCCUCCAUCACUGUGGGGCGUGGAGCUUCACACUCCGAGCGGUGUUGGACUAGAGAAAGUGGGAGGGUUACGAGAAGUGCGACAGCAGCUUAUGGACACCAUCCUGCUCCCUGCUAAGUAUCCCAUCCUCUUCUCCAACCUUCCUAUCCGGCAUUGCUCUGGAAUCCUUCUCUAUGGAGCUCCAGGUACAGGGAAAACGCUUCUGAUCAGGGCUGUCGCCAAAGACAGCGGUAUGAACUUCAUCAGCAUUAAGGGACCUGAACUUCUGAGUAAAUAUAUCGGAGCCAGUGAGCAAGGAGUCCGUGACGUUUUCCAGAGGGCACAAGGUGCCAAACCUUGCAUCCUUUUCUUUGAUGAGUUCGACUCUUUGGCACCAAGAAGAGGCCAUGACAGCACGGGGGUAACAGACCGCGUGGUCAACCAGCUGCUUACCGAGCUGGAUGGGGUGGAAGGCCUGCAGGGAGUGUAUGUGCUCGCAGCCACCAGCCGUCCAGAUCUAAUAGACCCAGCACUACUGAGACCAGGAAGACUGGACAAGUCCCUCUAUUGUCCUCCUCCAGACCAGGAAGCUCGUAUUGAGAUCCUAAAGGCUCUAAGUUCUGGCCUCUCUCUCGCUCCGGAUGUUGACCUGGAACAGCUGGCAGCAGUGACACAGCACUUCACUGGAGCAGACCUAAAGGCUCUACUCUACAACGCACAACUAGAGGCUGUCCACAGCUCAGGCGUCGGCACAUCCCAGGAGCUGACCUCGGUCUCAGACAGCGACAUGAGCCUGUCUUCCAUGAUCUUCCCAAAUAACACCAGCAGCUCAGAUGACUCUGUCGGAGAAGGAGACCAGAACCUAGUGCUGGACCAGUCGAUGAGUCAUCUGGAGCCUGCAGAGCUACAUGUGGAACAUGAAGAACAGCACGCUAACGUCUGGAGGCUGUACUUUGGAAGCUCUUUUGAGUCAGAGACUGAAAACUCACCAGUUUCUAGACGGGACUCACCUUACGUCUCUGGACCCAACUCCAGAGAGCCAGUCAGCAGCCUCCCUCCGGCUUAUAUGUCAUCCAUCCAGACGGGAUACAAAGAGCUCUGCUCUGAGCAGCUGGAGCGCCUCCAACAGGACAUCAGAUGCAUCAAGAAUAGCUACAGGAAAGGAAAACAGGAAGAAUUGGUCUGGAUGCGUUCAGCCUCCAGCCAGCUGGGCCUCCUGCUGUCUCAGGCUCACAUUAAAUCUGCCCUGGCUGUGACUAGACCCUCACUCAGCCCAGCCGACUGGAGCAAAUACAGUAAACUGUAUGAAACAUUUGGAGGUUUAGAGGACAAGCUGCAUCCACGUGUGCCGUUCACACCAGGACAACACGUCACUCUUGCCUGAUGGCUUCAUUCAUCUUAAUUUGUUUCAGAAAUUUAAACUUGAUUGUAAUUUUUUUUUCCCCUACUAAUGUAUUUAAAUAAAAGGUUUAGUUUCUAAUAUGUAAUUAUUGCACAUAUGUAUAAAUGUAGAUCUUUUAUAAUUC